AUGGCAACUGGAUGGCUUACUCUCGAAGCGAGCAUAAAUGCUAUUCAGACUAAACAACAUGUCACUACGAACUUGGAACAGCUGUAUAAAGUGGUGGAAUCGUUGUGUGAAAAUAAAAUGGCAAGAACCACAUAUGACAAGCUGUUGGACAAUAUCCGCAAGAACGAAUUGAGUGAAAAGUGCGUAGCUGGUGGAGUGGAGUUUAUGAAGGCGAUAGAGAAUCUUUGGAGUGAUUAUUGUGAACAAAUGAUUCUUAUUCGUAACGUAUUCUUAUACCUUGAUAGAACUUUCAUUCUAGAAAACAUUGACGAAUCACCCAUUUGGGAGUCAUCUUUGGUAAUUUUUCGUGAGGAAAUUAUACUGCAUGGCAGUGUACUGAAAAAGUUGGUCUCUGGAAUUUUAGAUAGAGUUGCCGAAGAAAGGGCUGGAGAUCAGGUGGAUCGUUAUUUAUUGCGAGCUCUCCUUCGAAUGUUGCGAACACUUGAUUUAUAUAAACAGGUAAACCUUAUCGUCGCUCCAAGUUUUCACUAA
Molecule: messenger RNA, 531 nt
Organism: Cooperia oncophora
Lineage: Eukaryota; Metazoa; Nematoda; Chromadorea; Rhabditida; Trichostrongylidae
Source: the annotation of a GenBank genome assembly